Magnolia sinica is the source of this 1467-nucleotide messenger RNA. Its product is annotated as tryptamine hydroxycinnamoyltransferase 1-like. The transcript is spliced from 2 exons. The record is from RefSeq and is a predicted model, not a curated record. The coding region runs from base 1 to 1467 and encodes 488 amino acids. Gene Ontology annotation, molecular function: acyltransferase activity, transferring groups other than amino-acyl groups. NCBI's taxonomy places the organism in Eukaryota, Viridiplantae, Streptophyta, Magnoliopsida, Magnoliales, Magnoliaceae.
AUGGAAGUUCAUGUAUUGAGUUCUACAGUCAUUCCCCAAGGCCUGCCUCCCACCGAAAAUACCAAAAUACCUCUCACUGUCUUCGACAGGCUGGCACCAGGCAUGCAUAUCGCUGUGUUACACGCCUACAUGCCGCCGAUGCCAACAAACACCGCCUUGAAAGAUGGCUUAAAGAAGGCUCUAGAGCUCUUUCCUACUCUAGCGGGCCAGCUCGUAGAGAACGAUGAUCAUUGCCGUCCAUAUAUUUCACUCGGAGACAAUGGUGGAGGUGUUCUAGUAGUGGAGACGAAUGUGGAAUCGGAAUUAGUAGAUAUUUUGCCACUUGAGCCGUCGCCAGAGCUGGUGCGGUUUCACCCUCCAGUCGAUGAGGCUCGACACUUACUUCAAGUCCAGCUCAACCGCUUUUCAUGCGGCGGCCUAGUGAUUGGCUUAACGGCCUACCAUCGAGUGGCUGAUGGUAAAGCGAUUAGCUCAUUCUUUAUCGCAUGGGGAAAGUUGGUUCGUGGCCUCCACAUAGACAGCUUUCCGGUCUAUGAUCAAACCAUGCUAAUACCCCGGAACCCACCAAGAUGUGAUCAUGACCAUUGGGGGAUCGAUUUUCAGCCACUUCCACAACCACCAUCUUCUCUUCCUUCUACUUUUAAAUUGAAAAAAGUACACAACAUGAUGGUCCACUAUAGUGGAGAGUUCAUAUCAAAGAUCAAAGCUCAAAUGCCACGGAAACAUUCUACUUUUGACGUUUUGACAGGCCACCUUUGGAAGAACAUAACCAGGGCUCGUGGGCUUGAUCCUGAUACGCUUACUCAGAUCAGGGUGGCCGUGAAUGGACGGCCAAGAUUGUGGCCAGCCGCACCAUCGGAGUACUUUGGCAACAUGGUCGUCAACGCCUACCCAAGGGCGCGUGUGAAGGAGCUGACUGAAGGGAGUGUCGCCGAUGCGGCGCGAUUACUGCAUGAUGCAGUGGAUCGCAUCGGGGAUGGGUAUAUCCGGUCGUUGAUUGACUUCGGUGCGAUCAACGGUGGGGAUGUACUGGUGCCCGUUACUGAUUUGGAGGGGCCAGCUCUGUGCCCGAACCUGGAAGUUGUUAGCUGGUUAGGGUUUCCUUUUCGGGAAGUGGAUUUUGCGGAAGGAGGGAACUUAUGUGCUUUUGCACCUACGUGGGUCCCAGUGGAAGGUGUGGUGGUCUUGAUGCCUACGUUGCACGGGGUUGGUGAUGGUGGUGUGGAUGUCUUGCUCACCUUAUUUGAAGACCAUGGAAAGCUCUUCAGGCAGAUCUCCCAUUCCUUAGGGGUCGGGCAUGUUUUGGUGAUCGAGACCAUGGAUAUAAUGGAAUUCACACUGCAAGAAAAGGGUCUUUUACCAGCGGUGAAAAGCAUGAAAUACCGGAUAAAAGGUUUCCUCCAUAAUAUUCCUGAUUGGAUGAUGCCGAACGUUGAUCAAUUGGUUCCAAAUAAUUCGUUUAAGUAG